CCCUCAGUCCAGCAGACCAUCAUCCAAUCAACAGCUGUCUCUCUGCAGUGCAGAGACGCACAGGCGCACUAGUGCGUCAUUUGGGAAUAAAACAGACGGCCCCCUCGACCAGGAUCUGACCCUCACUCCCAGAUCUCUGAUACUUUGAGAAUGAGAUGAUUAUCUGGAUUUUACAUUCUCUGGAAAUUGCCUGAACUUCCUGAGAGUCUGCAGUCUCAGCUUGGAUUUUUACUUUCUAACGGUGUUUCCACGGAGAUCGUUUGGGAACCCUCUGCUGUGGACGAAGUUUUCACUAACCCGUCAGUUUAAGGGGUUGCAGCAAAAAUGGGGAUUAUUUCAGGGUUCGUUUUUCUGUGCAUGCUCCAAGCUGCGGUCCCUCAAGGUCUGACCCCUCGUGGGCCCAGGCUGAUUCCUGGGAGAGGGGACGGCCCGGAUCCGACUCUACCUCCACCUGAGCCCACACCAAGACCUAAAGGUUGUGACACAGGAAUAAUCGACUGUCCCAUCAAGCUGUUCUUCACCAUCGACACCUCAGAAACCAUCGCCCUGCAGGAGUCGCCACCUGGUAUCCUGGUGGAAAACAUUAAAGAGUUCACCAAGAUCUUUGCCCAGAGGCUCGCCGAAGAGGAGUACAAGGGCCAGAUCCAGAUCAGCUGGUCCAUCGGAGGCCUGCAUUUCUCCCAGACACAGGAUGUCUUCAGCCAGUUCACCACCAGGGAGAACUUCAUCAGGAACCUAGGCGGGAUCAGUUACCUGGGAAAAGGCACCUACACCGACUGCGCCCUGAAAAACAUGACCUACCAGAUGACGCACCACUACUCAGGGUCGAAUGCCGUGCUCUUCUCCGUGGUCAUCACUGAUGGCCACGUGACAGGUAAUCCAUGCGGGGGCAUCAAGGAGAUGGCCGAGAAGGCCCGAGAGAAAAAGAUCCAUAUUUUCUCGGUGGCAGCAUCCAGGAACAUUGAUGAAGUUGGGAUGAGUGAGAUCGCGGACUCUCCCUCUGAACUUUACCGUGAUGACUACAUCGCUGUGGACAUUGUUGACGGGCGACCGAAGAUAAAGACUGAAUCCAUCGAUCGUAUCAUAAAAGUCAUGAAAUAUCAAGCAUAUUUACAGUGUUAUGAACCUAAAUGCAUGGAGACUCCUGGGAUCCAUGGACCAACAGGGCCUCAAGGUCCAAAAGGUGUAAAAGGAGACAGAGGUUAUGCUGGGCCAAAAGGGAGAAAAGGUCGACAGGGUGAUGCUGGCAUCGAGGGUCCAAUCGGACGACCUGGUCCAAAGGGAGAGAUUGGGUUGAUAGGUGAUAAGGGAGAAAUCGGAGCAAGUGGAGCAAAGGGCGUGGCAGGACUAUCUGGCAGGAAUGGAACGGACGGCCAAAAGGGUAAGAUGGGACGAAUUGGAGCUCCCGGUUGCAAAGGUGAUUCAGGCGAAAAGGGACCAGAUGGCUACGCUGGAGAAUUUGGUGACGCAGGGCCUCCUGGUGACGAGGGAGAAAGGGGAGACCUGGGCCGUCUUGGGAAGUCAGGCCCCCCUGGUCCUGAUGGUGAACCAGGACCAAAGGGUGAAGGAGGGAAUCCUGGACAUCCAGGGCCACCAGGAGCAAAUGGAACUCCGGGGCUUGAGGGCUCACCCGGACCUGAAGGCGAGGAGGGAAGAAGAGGAAACCCUGGAGCAAAGGGACUAUCAGGAACUGAUGGGCUUAGUGGAGAGAAGGGAGAACGAGGUCCGCAGGGAGGCAGAGGUCGGUCGGGGGAAGACGGACUGAAGGGCGCCAAGGGAGACCAAGGACUACAAGGGCCGAGGGGUCGUUCGGGAGAACCAGGGGCCACCGGAGCAAAUGGCACAAGGGGACAUCCAGGAGAUCCUGGACCAAGGGGGGACUCAGGAACCUCUGGACCAAAGGGAGACAUGGGAAGACAAGGAUUCAGCUAUCCUGGAGCUAGAGGACCCACUGGAGACCGAGGUGAUCUAGGGAACAAAGGACCCAGGGGAGGAAGAGGAGAAUGUGGCGCCAAAGGACAUCCUGGAAACAAAGGACUACACGGAGAGGCUGGAGAACCGGGUCAGACUGGUGAGCUAGGAGAGCGAGGACCCAGAGGAGAGCCAGGAACUGAUGGGGACCCAGGACCAAUGGGUGACCCUGGACUUACUGACUGUGAUGUCAUGACUUACAUCAGGGAGACGUGCGGUUGUUGUGACUGUGAGAAGCACUGUGGCGCUCUGGACAUUGUGUUUGUAAUCGAUAGCUCCGAGAGUGUUGGGAUGACAAACUUCACCAUGGAAAAGAACUUUGUUAUCAACACCAUCAACAGACUGGGCUCCAUGGCCAACGACCCUGCGUCACCGACCGGUACAAGAGUCGGAGUUGUACAGUUCAGUCACAACGGGACCUUUGAGGCCAUUCAUCUCGAUGACCCAAACAUAAACUCCAUGUCUGCCUUCAAAACUGCGGUGAAGAAUCUACAGUGGAUUGCUGGGGGAACCUUCACACCGUCCGCUCUCAAGUUUGCCUACGAUACCCUCAUCAAGGACAGCAAGAGAGCCAGAGCCAGAGUAUCUGUGGUGGUGAUCACAGAUGGCCGCUUUGACCCGCGUGACGAUGAGGAUCUGCUGAAUUACCUUUGUACUGAUGUUAAUGUGGUGGUGAAUGCCAUUGGAGUUGGUGACAUCUUUAAAAAAGGGCAGGAUAAUGAGAUCCUGGGGUCGAUAGCAUGCGGAAAGAAGGAACGGGUAACUGAGAUGAGUCAUUAUGUCGACUUGGUGGCUGAAUCCUUCAUCCAAACAAUGGAAACUGUGCUCUGUCCAGAGCCAGUCAUUGUGUGCCCUGAUCUCCCCUGCAAAAGUAAACCUGAAGUAGCCCAGUGUGUCGGACGGCCAGUAGAUUUGGUGUUUCUACUCGAUGGCUCAGAGCGCCUUGGGAUGGAGAACUUCCGGCAAGUUCGUGAAUUUGUGCAAAAAGUGUCAGAAAGACUAGGACUCGCCAAGGGCAAGGCUGAUCGUAUGCGAGCACGCUUGGCACUAAUGGAGUUCGGCAGGGAGAAUGAGAACCACAUGGCCUUCCCUCUCACGCACGACCCUGCCGUCAUCGCUGACGGCAUCGCACGCUUGCCUUAUCUGGAUUCUUCCUCAACCGUGGGGCCUGCCAUCAUCCACGCCAUCGACAACGUCUUGGGUAAAGGAAAUGCUCGCAAGACACGGCGAAAUGCAGAGGUUUCAUUUGUUUUCAUUACGGACGGCGUCACUGAAACCAACAACCUGGAGGAGGCGGUUAGUGCGAUGCGUGGGGCACAGGUCGUCUCCACAGUGAUAGCCACUGGAAGUGACGUUGACCAAAAAGUCCUAAUGAAGCUGGCUAUGGGUGACCAGGACGCCAUCUUUAAAGGAAAGGACUUCUCUGACGUGUCCAAAUCUGGGUUAUUUGACCGUUUUAUGCAGUGGGUAUGUUAAAGAAAGACCAUGCUCAGGUGACAUGAAUAUCAUGGCGGUGCUACUGCUGAUAAUCUAGCAUCUUAAAGAUGAGAUACGUUAACUAUGAUUCUACUAUGCACUGUACAAUUUCCAAAUGAUUCAACUGUAUUUAUCCCCAGUAUUUUGUUAUACAAAUACACAGUACGAGUUGAGCAUUUUUCAAAGGUUAAACUUUACUGAUCAAAGAUAAACUAAAUAAUCCAAAUAAAAAAGUUUGUUGGAUGCUGUCAGAAGAAGUGAUGACUUCUGUAACGUCAUCAAGUUUCCUAAUGCACAUAAAUCUUGACAUUUAAAGCA
Messenger RNA from Hippoglossus stenolepis (Pacific halibut), 3765 nucleotides. RefSeq names its product collagen alpha-2(VI) chain. Bases 325 to 3447 code for a protein of 1040 amino acids. Lineage: Eukaryota; Metazoa; Chordata; Actinopteri; Pleuronectiformes; Pleuronectidae. The record is from RefSeq and is a predicted model, not a curated record. The transcript has 29 exons.